AUGACAAAUAAUUUGACAGAAUCGACUGGAAACUUUAAAAUUAAAAAAUAUGAUUUUACUGAAUUUUCUAAUUUAGAAGAAAUCGGUAGAGGUGCAUUCGGGACUGUAUAUAAAGUAGCGUGGGGAAAUUUAACUAUCGCUCUUAAAAACGUUAAUAGAACUAUUAAUACCAAUAAAUCCAAAAUUAAUGGUUUUGAUAAGGAGCUUCAUACUUUUGCAAAACUUGGUAAAAAAAAGGGAGGGAUAUGGGGAUGCUAUCUAUGUGAUUAUGAAAAUCCAAUUAAAAUUGACAAUGGAUUUCAAGGAUCUCAAAAAUCUCAAGUAAAAAAAUUUCAAAUAGAAGAAUUCGAAGUGUUCCAAUAUUUAUAG
Molecule: messenger RNA, 369 nt
Organism: Racocetra persica
Lineage: Eukaryota; Fungi; Glomeromycota; Glomeromycetes; Diversisporales; Gigasporaceae
Source: the annotation of a GenBank genome assembly